This is a messenger RNA of Effrenium voratum, 1767 nucleotides long. The record is from the annotation of a GenBank genome assembly. NCBI's taxonomy places the organism in Eukaryota, Dinophyceae, Suessiales, Symbiodiniaceae.
AUGCGCAGCUCUGCGGUGGUCUUGGCCGAUGCCUUCGCCCGCACUGCGUGCCACGAGGGCGCUCAAGUCCUCAGCCUGGUGUGCCUGAGCACGCCCCCCACCUUGCCCCUCUCUCCGGUGGAGGUGAUGCAGUUCACGCAGUGUCUCGGCCUGCUGGGACGGGACUCCUUCCACGACCCCGCGGUGCGCGGUUUUUUGCUGAUGCGGCUCCAGCAGGUGGCGCCGCAGAUGGAUGGCCAAAGUCUGGCCGUGUGCGCCAAAGAGCUUGCGCACGCAGGCCUCUACUCGCCUGACCUCAGCCAUGAGAUCCAGCGCCAACUUGCAGGCAACCCAUGGUCCUUCACCGCCGGGGAUUUGCAGUGUCUUUUGCCGCACUUCAAGACCUGGAAAGUGGCCCAGUUGCAGAAGAGGGCCUUCCACUCGCUGGGCAAUCGCUUUGCAGAGCACGCAGAACUUCUCAGCCCUGAUCAGGCCCUGGAGGUCAUCGAGACCAUUACAAACGUGGGCAACGUCCACGAGGUGGCGCUGCAGACCCUCUUCCUGCGGCUCUUGUUGGAGCGCUCCUUCACAGAUCUCCCGGGCGCUGGCAUUGCGCGGCUUGCAGCAUCCAUGUCCAAGGUGCAGCACUAUCAUACCGGCCUGCUGCGGGAGCUGAUCUUCUACAUUCAGGAGGAGCCCCAAGUGCUGAAGUCCUGGGGCCCCAAAGACCUCUCCGGGUGCCUCCGGAGCUUUGGCCUGGCGCCGGUGCGAGUGCCCCGCGCCAUGCAAGUGAUGCUUGGGUGCCGCUACUCUGCGCUGUUGCCGGAAAUGACCAAUACGGACCUCAAGGACUUGUUCGAAAUCAGCGGUUGGCACCCGGAGCUGCUCCGGAGCGUCGCGCUGCGCGGAACUCGGGCGCUGGAGGCGAAGCUGCGAGCGGCCGCGCCGGAAUGGGGCCCACGCGCCUGUGUGGACGCGGUGCUGGCGCUCGUGUUGGCCGCCGACGUGGGGAAGGCUCCCAUGGCAAACUGCCGCGAUUGCGCCUGCGGCGCAGGCGCCCCCCAGUUAGCGCGGAGCGCUUUCCGUACGGAGCAGCCGGAGUGGCAGCUGCAGGUGGUGCUCCGGGCAGCAAGGAACUUCAAGCAGCGGGGCGGAAGGAAGCAGACGGUAGCACGGCCAGAAGUGCCGCUGCGUGGGCGAAGCUCGCAGCACCUGUUCCUGCCAGAGGAGGCGCCGCCCUUGCAGGUGGGGCCCAGCGCCUGUCAGGCGCAGUGGGCUUUGCCCAUGGGCCGCCGGAGUCGGCAGCCAAAGCCAGAGGUUCGGCUGAUCGCCAUGGUCAGCGAGGCGCUGAUUUGGCUUGGCACUGGCAGCAUGGCGGCAGCGGCCCUGAUCGCCAGGGCCUUUGAGACUCGCAAGUCUGACACCGCUGCUGAUACCCCCUCUGGCGCGUCUCGAAGGGAUAUGGCGCUGAAGGGCUGCGAGAAGCAGAAGAUCCGCGAUUCUAUGGACCUGGAAGCGAGGGGGAGUGGAGCAAGACAGACGGUACCGCUGUCAGCCCUUAGGUUUCUGCAAGUGCCGUCGGACACGAGGGGGGGCGCUACUGAUGCUGAGGUGCGGUUGCUUCACUUCGAGUUCCUGCGACUGCACUUCAUUCGACGGACGCGGGAAUUACUCCUGCGCGGGAGGAUCGCUUCGAGGGUGCUUCGUCUGCGAGCCGUUUCAUAUCUGCUGCAGACGCGCUCCAAUUCCAGCACGCAUGGGGCAGCGACCUUGAACGAUCUGCGCUAA